GACAGAUUGACGCAAAGUUGACGUUGGUGACGUAGUAAGUAAUAGUAAUGUCGUGAAUAAAUUGCUGUGAGCACAUUUUUCGGUAUGAAUGUGGAGAUUCAGUAAAAUAAAUAAUGAACGUACACGAUAUAUUAAAUUCCAGCGGCGAAGAAGCGAACAGUGAUAUGGAAACAAUGGACGUUUCCUUGAAUUGCGACGAUCCCGAACUAAUGAGUUCAGAGUUCUUCGACUCUGUUCUCUCCCUGGAAAACAAUAUGGAUGAUGAAUUUUUCUCCAAAUUCGAGGAUGAUAUCAAUCUAUCCAGCGAUGCCAGCUCUCACUUGGAUGAAGUACUUUCCCCUCAAAGCUACACUUCUGAAAGUGAUAAAAAUAGUUCUUAUAUGGAAAACAUUGAAGACUCCAGAACAAUUUUAGAUAGUGUUAAUGAAUUUGAUGAAUCCUUGUUGAUGUCUCUAAUCGGGCCUAGUGACGAUCAGUUCAUCAAAACAGAACCAGAAAUUGCUCCCACAAGCACUCCUAGUACUCCAGUUCAGAAAAAAACAACUCAGAUUUUAAUACAAAACCCUAAUAACAAAAAAUUCAUUUCAAAACCGUUGAUAAACGCUAGUCACCUGAAAAGUGCAGGUCCACUGAAUGGGAAACCUCAGAUUCUAAAAGUUCAACCUAUUUCAAAUAACGGAAAGACUGUCCUCUUUCCAUUGAACAUAAAAAGCAUUAAAAUUUUGAACACACCCGAGGAAGUUGCAGCGUUUACCGGCAACAUGAGAAAACGUAAAAUUGAACCAACAUCUGGUAAUAAGAAUGUUGCAGCCCCCACGAGUCAAUACCCGCCACUUUCUUUAACCCUGGAAGAAAAAAGACUGUUAGCCAAAGAAGGAAUACAACUGCCUUCGCAUCAUCCCCUCACCAAAAACGAAGAACGCGAAUUAAAGCGAAUCCGAAGAAAAAUCAGAAACAAGAUUUCUGCGCAGGACUCUAGGAAACGCAAAAAGGAAUAUGUGGACGGAUUGGAAGAGAGGGUGAAAAGAGGUUCGGAAGAAAACAAAAAUUUGCUCCAGCGAGUACGGGCCCUUCAAAAACAAAAUAAGACUUUGAUUGCUCACGUCAACAAAUUGCAAGCCCUCAUUUGUAAUUCUACCACCUCCAAAGCAACUCCGUCUACUUGCCUUAUGGUUGUUCUGCUCUCUGCUCUGCUAGUUUCUCUGCCGAAUAUGAAACUGUUUGAAAACAAGCAAAGUCACCAAGAUCAGGAGCAAAUUUCAGUAAGGAGAUCCUUACUCUCGAGUCCGCAAGCUACAGAUGAUAAUUUGAACAUGGAGGAGUUCUUGAUUUUCAAAGACGAUGAGGACUAUGAGGGAAAACUCAUUGAUGAAAUCGACGUUGAGAACUCCACCGAGAAGGAGGUCUCUAAGAUCUUGGAGGAAAUGGGUCAGAAGUACGACGGACUUCUCUCUGAGAAAAACAACUCUAAUAAGAGUUUGUUUGGGCGGGUGUUGGACACCUUCAAGAAUUUUCUGGAGAGAGACAAGAAAGAGGUUCAGGGUGGUUAUGAUUAUGGGGGGUUCAACAACAAGAAGGUCUUUUUGGAGCCUGACAUAGAUGAGUAUGUGCCGAUAGAUCAUGAACCUCCCAUAAAGAAAAGCAAAAUGGAAAAUUCAGAUUCUUUCAACUCAAAUGAUGAUUUUGUCACAACCACCACAAUGAAUGCCAAUAAUUUCGUUAUAAAUACAAAGGAUAAGUAGUGUGAAAUGGGGAGUCUGGAAUAUAUUCUUCUGUACUAGAUUUUGAAACUAUUUUAAUUAAACUUGUGUAUUUUUGUCUCAUGAUCACAAAUUGAAGUCAAAACUCGGCACUAAAGUCUUGCCCAAAAUGGCUAAGACUCGCUUCAAUUAUUUACGACACUUGCUUUGGGCUUGCAUCAACAAACCUCAUUCUCAUAAUAACAAAAACUUUAUUUGAGUGACAAUAUCAUUUAGAACAUGUCUAAAAAUUAGGUUUUUUUCUGUGAAAAUUAGGUUUUAUUCUGUGAAAACGAUUGAAAUUGACAAAUACAGGUCCACAACAUUAUAAUUCAUAAAAUGGUGUCAUUUCACAAGUUCUUAUUAUCAAAAGUGAGUUCUUGAAAUAAUUGAUUUUUCAACAGGUACAAAUUUUAAGUGAACGUAUCUCCAAAAUUAGGAGAAGCGGCUAAGUUUUGACUUCAGGUAUGUUUUCAGCAAACAAAAAUACGUAAACCUAAGUAAAAUAUUUUCUAAAAAAAGCGCAGUUGAAACAAAUGACCAGGAAUUCAUGCCUGGCCGAUUAAGUUAAAAAAGUGUAUUAUCUGUUAACGUUUGCUUUAGUAGAUUUGUUCCUGUAAAUUAUUGUUUUUUAUAUUUAUAUGUUUGCAUUCCAGUUAGUGGUAAUGGGUCAGGCUUUUGUUUUGGUAAUUACUAAGAUUGACAUCUUGGCGAUAAAUUUACCUUGUUUGUUUGACAAUUGGACUGGACAAAAAAGAGAUUUUAUAUGUAUAUUUUAAGAUAAUAACCAAGUUAUUUUCGCUUUCGUAGAAUUUAUUCAGAUCGUUUCAAUGUGUUAACAGUCACAUUUAUACAAUUAUAUAUUAUUGUCUUAUAUCAAAUUAUGUAUUGUUUAUAUCUAAUAUAUUAUUAGUUACAAAAUUAAAGGUUUGAUAAUUUUCA
Molecule: messenger RNA, 2681 nt
Organism: Leptinotarsa decemlineata (Colorado potato beetle)
Lineage: Eukaryota; Metazoa; Arthropoda; Insecta; Coleoptera; Chrysomelidae
Biological process (GO): regulation of transcription by RNA polymerase II
Cellular component (GO): nucleus
Molecular function (GO): DNA-binding transcription factor activity, RNA polymerase II-specific; RNA polymerase II cis-regulatory region sequence-specific DNA binding
Source: RefSeq, a predicted model, not a curated record